AUGGGUGGAGGCUCGUCCUCUCUCCGGGCGAAGAGUCGUUCAUCGGCUGAUUUAGAUCUCCUCAAGCCAACUGCUGAGCAAAGGACGCCAAGGACAAGGAGCAGACUAGCAUCCCUUGCUCAGUCUUCUUCCAAACAAUUGUCCAAAUUUUCAUUCAAGCGUAAAAAUGGCAACCGCGACAAGGUGAAAUCGUUCCGUGACCUGAUAUCCACGUGGCCUCUUCACGACAUCGAAACUUUGUGCAGGGAGUUGGAAACAUCGCGAAUUCUUUUCUUGUUGAAAAGUUCCGCUGAUUCUGCUCGGCCUUCAUUUUUAAGCAUCGAAGAGCAGCUUUCUUCAAGUGACUCGAAGGACUUUGCAUUAAUUAUUGGUGAUCACACUUAUCCCAUUCAUAGACGUGUCGCAAUCGCCCGCUGUGAUCUCGUCCAACAACUGUUAUGUGAACAAGAUUUUCGCGAAUUUCAUUUAUCAUUUCCUUACGGAAAACAUUUCACUCAUCAUGACAUGUGCAUGUUCAUUCAUUACGUGUAUACUGGAGACUGGAAUGGCAAUGCUGAUACUCUGCAAUCUAUUCGUAAAUGGAUGAAGUGCCACAGAGAUUUGGCUGUCGACUUACGAAAUGCUGAGAAGAUGGCCUUGAAGGAUGGAGAUCUUACCAUUAUACUAACUUCUCCGAACUCUCAUAAUGAAAAGCUUGCAAAAGUCUGUGUUCCCGAUUACAGUAUUCGUUGUGAUUCAUCAAUAUUAUCUUCGCGAAGCGAAGUUUUUCGGGGACUUCUCAAACAUGUGAGGGACACACGUGAUAUUGUAUUAGAUGAAGCUCUACUUCCUCGCGGCUUUGCUCCAGUUCUCAUUCAUUUUCUGUACACGGACGAACUUGAUUUCUCAUUGGUCCCGGAUACGGCGUUGUCGCAAUCUUCGUUAUCGGAAGCUCGUGCCAUAGUGGCUGGUCAUGCUCCACAUUCUCCCCUUUACUACGCAAUUCAACUAAUCCAUAUAGCGAAGUUUUUCAUCCUUGAGAGACUCGUACAACUCUGUGAAGACUUGAUCGUUUCCGCUCUUUGCCCAGAAAGUUGUGUAUCAAUUCUCAGUUGGGCCACUGACGGAGGAUCUCAGUAUGUUGCUCAACGUGCACAAAGCUUUCUGGAGUCUGAAUUCGCUCAAAUCGCUUCUACACAUUGUUUGUUUGACAUUUCUUUGGAAAGCUUGGUUAAAUGUGCUCAAAGUCAGUUCACUCAGGCAACUGAAGUAGAACUUCUGGAGGCGGUAAUACGGUGGGGUGAACAUGAAUUACUGCGUAGAAUGGAGGAACGAGAACCAAAUGUAGUGGCUGACACAUCGCAUUCAAUAAGUCGACGAGGUGUGAAGAGGGCUGAUCUGAGUGGAACAGAACUAAGGGCCAUCCUUGCUCCUGUCGCUGAACAUCUUCGCAUCGACUAUAUUCUACCACCUUUUCAUCAGAGUUUGAACGCCGCGUACAGCCGCGGCAUUCUUGAUCGUGCACCACUGCGCGCAGAUCUUGUUUGCCCAUCAACCAGCGAGAUUAUUCCCGAUAUCCAUUGGUUCCGACCUGAUUCAGAUUCGCCGGGACCACGCUACUAUAUUCCAUAUUACAAGACGACUAAGUCAUAUUUGUGCGAUGCUCGCGAACGAGAUGAGGUUGCUUGCUUCCCUCACCCCCUGUUUUCCAUGGACUCUUCAUUCCAAGUUGUGAUCACUAAUAUGCUGCCUGAUUUGCUGUCGGCGGAAAAAUUCAACGAGAUCCGCGACAAGAUCCUUCGUGCUAUUGAAAACGCCGAUUGUCAAUAUCAUGUUCGCUUCUUUCCGCGAUCGUUUCAUCGCCGAAUGGCAGUCGAGUUGAUCGCACUCCGAGUUUUGCGUACGAUGCAGAUGGACACAAAUUACGUGGAUGUAAAGCUGGCAUGUGACACUGAAAAGAAUACUUUGACUGCUCCUGAAUCUGAGAACCAAAGCGGUCUAAUCUACCGCAGCCAACCAAGUUUGCAUUGGCCAGACAUCAUGACUUUAGAGAAGAAAGAUUUGUGA
This is a messenger RNA of Necator americanus (New World hookworm), 2046 nucleotides long. RefSeq lists its product as uncharacterized. Gene Ontology annotation, molecular function: protein binding. The record is from RefSeq and is a predicted model, not a curated record. NCBI's taxonomy places the organism in Eukaryota, Metazoa, Nematoda, Chromadorea, Rhabditida, Ancylostomatidae. The transcript has 15 exons. The coding region runs from base 1 to 2046 and encodes 681 amino acids. Gene Ontology annotation, biological process: morphogenesis of a branching epithelium.